Molecule: messenger RNA, 784 nt
Organism: Microstroma glucosiphilum
Lineage: Eukaryota; Fungi; Basidiomycota; Exobasidiomycetes; Microstromatales; Microstromataceae
Product: TFIID-18kDa-domain-containing protein
Exons: 3
Coding region: 74-640 (188 amino acids)
Biological process (GO): transcription by RNA polymerase II; RNA polymerase II preinitiation complex assembly
Cellular component (GO): transcription factor TFIID complex
Molecular function (GO): protein heterodimerization activity
Source: RefSeq, a predicted model, not a curated record
ACUCACUUCAUCCUCUCCUCCAAUCAGCCACUCCCUUGUGGACUAGAGCCCUGUCUCUUUACGUCUGUUGACCAUGGCAGCGACGGGCAGCAGCGCAAAGCCUGGCAAGAAUGCUGGCGAGGGCACAGGUCGUGGAAGACGCAAUCUGCAAUACAGAGGACUCUUCGCCAAGGAUCUGCCUAUGAUGAUGUACGGCUUCGGUGAUGCCCGCAACCCCAAUCAGCAGUCCAUCGAGGUCAUGGAGUCUCUCACCGUCGCCUUUCUCACGGACCUCUGCCAUCGCUGUCGUCCCUCUUCCACCUCUCUCCCAACAAGUCGUCACUACCCCUAUGCUCAGCGAGCCAAGGUCAAGAUGGACGAUCUGAGAUUUGCUCUGCGGAAAGACGAAAAGAAAUUGGCAAGAUUGGAGGAGCUCAUCUACCUCGAGGGAGUCAUCAGUGGCGCCAAGAAGCUGCUCAGCAACGAUGUCGUUGACGACGUAGCCCGACAGGUCGAGGCAGAGGAGAAGGGAGAGAAGGAGAGGGCAGCUGCCGCCAGGGACGGGGGAGAAGCGAAUGCAAUGGAGGUGGAUGGCGAGGCUGCUAAGGAGGACGGCAAGCAGGGAAGAGGGGCGACGCAGGGCAAGAGCAAGGCAAAGUAGUCCUUCCUCUUGACAAGAUCAAUGGGCAUGAGGCGAUCCCUCCGAUUUACCAUUUGUACCAACAGACAUCCAACACGCCUACGUAGCGGGCCUGGCAGAGGCAGUCACAUACAUCUAUUCUCUCUCAUAGCUCCUGAAACCAGU